Apodemus sylvaticus (European woodmouse) is the source of this 2080-nucleotide messenger RNA. RefSeq names its product transmembrane protein 38A (gene Tmem38a). The record is from RefSeq and is a predicted model, not a curated record. Gene Ontology annotation, cellular component: membrane. The transcript has 6 exons. NCBI's taxonomy places the organism in Eukaryota, Metazoa, Chordata, Mammalia, Rodentia, Muridae. Gene Ontology annotation, biological process: potassium ion transmembrane transport. The coding region runs from base 72 to 968 and encodes 298 amino acids. Gene Ontology annotation, molecular function: identical protein binding; potassium channel activity.
AGCGGCUCGGGAGCAUUCGUCCGGCGGCGGGGCGCGGGACGAACGGGGCCGGGGAGGCGCCCUCCAUCGCCAUGGACCUCAUGUCAGCGCUGAGCCUGGGCGAGCUAGCUCUCAGCUUCUCGCGGGUGCCGCUCUUCCCUGUCUUCGACCUCAGCUACUUCAUCGUCUCCAUCAUCUACCUGAAGUAUGAGCCAGGAGCUGUGGAACUGUCCCGGCGCCACCCGGUGGCAUCCUGGCUGUGCGCCAUGUUGCACUGUUUUGGGAGUUACAUCCUGGCCGACCUGCUUCUUGGGGAGCCCAUCAUUGACUACUUCAGCAACAGCUCCAGUAUCCUGCUGGCCUCCGGAGUGUGGUACUUGAUUUUCUUCUGUCCCUUGGACCUCUUCUACAAGUGCGUCUGCUUUCUGCCCGUAAAACUCAUCUUUGUGGCUAUGAAGGAGGUGGUGAGGGUCCGAAAGAUUGCUGUGGGCAUCCAUCACGCACACCACCACUACCACCACGGGUGGUUCAUCAUGAUCGCCACCGGGUGGGUCAAAGGCUCCGGGGUCGCCCUCCUGUCCAACUUGGAGCAGCUGCUUCGAGGUGUCUGGAAGCCGGAAACCAACGAGAUCCUGCACAUGUCCUUCCCCACCAAGGCCAGUCUGUAUGGAGCCGUCCUGUUCACCUUGCAACAGACCCGCUGGCUCCCGGUGUCCAAAGCCAGCCUCAUCUUCAUCUUCACCAUGUUUAUGGUGUCAUGUAAGGUGUUCCUGACAGCCACACACUCCCACAGUUCUCCAUUUGAUGUCCUGGAGGGUUACAUCUGCCCAGUGCUGUUUGGGGCAACUUGGGGAGGCGACCAUCACCAUGACAACCAUGGAGCGGCACAUGGCGUGGGGCUAGGCUCCCAGCACCCUGGGCUGCCCGCCAAGGCCAAGGAAGAGCUGGGUGAAGGCUCCAGGAAGAAGAAGACCAAGAAAGCGGAUUAGGGGUUCGCCCCAGGGAUCCACUGGGUGCUUGGGAGAAAGAUGUGGACUCAGAGAAACUCAGAACUUAGGGGCAUUUAGGGCUCAGAGCCUCCCCCUCCCCUGUCCCUGCCAGCCUCGACUUUCCCAUCUGCAAUUUGGAGCCAUCAGCAGCUCCCGGAGCUGAUGUGGGCUUAAAUCCUGUGGAGGAAUUCGGUAGGGGUGGGACCCUGCCCUCCCUCUGCCAGACCUCUCAAAAGAGACACACAGUCCAGGCCCAAAGCCUGGCUUGGAGGGUCUUGGUUUUCAUUCUGUGUUCUGUCUAAUUAUAUCUUGUAACCAAAAGAAUUUAAAACCACAUGGAGACUCAAUUAUCUAGAUCUUUUUGAGAGCCAGGUGCUGGGGUCCCAUGUCCUUUCACACUCUGGACCUCUCUAGAAUUUUGUCACCCUCCCUGCUGGGCAUCUUUAAGCCAAUGGCCUCCUUUGUGUGAGCCUUCUGUGUGUGCUGUGUAGCGCGGACCCCAGGCCCUCCUGUGUGCAGAAGGCUCUUUAUGAUGUCAAACAGUUUCGUAAGCAGUGUGAAAGAGACGGGCGCUGGCGUGAAGGGCCGGGGCUGACUGUUUUGUAUGUUUGGCCAUUUGUGUUUGAGGCCAGAAGGGUCUCACCAGAUAGCUGAGCAGACUUCUCACAGGAGGGGGCUUCAGUUCCUCGCUGCCCACAGGCAAAAGAAGUGUGGGUGCAGGGCAGAGGGUCCAAGAGCCAACAUCCUUAAGAACUCACAGAUGGGCUCUGGGUGUAUCAGGUGUCCCUCACACCUGAGCAGCACAGUUCAUUCAGCCAUUCAACAAACACGCGGAUCCACACAUGCUCGCUGUACAGUGUUGUGCUGCUCCUUGUACAGGGGAAGGCCACAGUCGCCAGAGUCUCCAGAACAUCUGGGACAAGUGAGUGUGCGUGCCGCUGGGCUCAGGCUCGGGUGAGGCACAGAUCUAGUUGGAGUACCCAGCGUUGCGGUUUGUUGAGGAUGCUCCUCAUAGCUUUGCCUGGAGGUAGGGUAGGUCCUGAGGCUGGAAGCGCCUGGGUUUCCUCAGAGCUCUGUGUGAGUGAUCAGCCAAUAAACGUGGUGCGAGUAAA